GUGGUUUUCACGUUGCACAAAUGUGUCAAGCACCACGGAGCAAGUGACGAUUUAGCUAACGUAUGUGACUGGGAAAGCUUAAUCAAAUAAACACAAUGUAUCUGAUAUAAUUUAGGUUUGUGGGAUAUUGAAGCGGAGAUACGCGUGCAGUCGUUAAGAUGGAACCCAUCCCUGUUGAACAUGUGAAGACCCCUACUGAGGACUUUUAUUGGACAAAUAACUAUUGAUGUGUGACCGAAGCGUGGAGAUGGCUGGAGGUGACAGCGGUCCAGAUGGGGAGGAGCCUGCAUUACCAUCAUCCACAGGAGGAGGUGGAGAGGAGGCGCGGGGGCUGACAGGGCAUCAGGGCGAAUGGGAUAGGAUAAAGCGCCUCAGGGGGGAGGAGAGGGGAGAUCCAGGUGGAAAUGAUGGGCAGGAAGAUGAGGAGAUGACCAGCGGAUCGCAUGACCUCUCUUCCUCGGCCAAUCACAGCCCUAGUAGUGUGACCGGAUCAACCUCUGUUUCAACAAAGAGUGAGAUCACAGACGACAGAGGGCAGUCUCAGAGAGAGGUAAUGGUUACAGUGGCUGAGAUGAAGAAAAGGAUACCAACAGAUAAACGCAGUCGCAGCAGAGCCAGCACUGUGGAGACCCUGCAUUACGCACUCAACUGUGUCAAACAGGUGCAAGCCAACAGUGAAUACUACAAACUGCUGAUGGGACAUGGCCAGGAUAAGAGGAGUGAUGUCACUGUUUGCACCCUGGAAGAGUUGGAGAGAGUCACAUCUGAACACACCCUUAAAAACAUGGACUCCUUUGUGGUGGUCUUCUCCCUGUCGAGCGGCAGCGUGCUGUAUGCGUCAGAGCAGGCUGCCAGCAUCCUCUGCUGCAAGAGGAAGUUCCUCUUGUCGGCCAAGUUUGUGGAGCUGCUCUUCCACCGGGAUGUCAACGUCUUCUACUCACACACCGCUCAGCCAUAUCUGCCGCCCUGGAGCAACUCGCAUACAGCAGGAGUUCUGUUCGACUGUGCCCAGGUCAAGUCCUUCUUCUGCAGAAUCAGGGGUGGUAAAGACCGUGAGGGUGAGAUGCGUUACAACCCAUUUCGGGUAACACCCUACCUGCUGACGGUGCAGGGAACAGGAAGCGGUGUGGAGGAGGAGGAGCUGUGCUGCCUGGCACUGGCUGAACGCAUCAUCUCUGGAUACGAGGCACCCCGGAUCCCCAUGGACAAGCGCAUCUUCACCACCACACACUCCCCCGGCUGUGUGUUCCUGGAGGUGGAUGACAGGGCUGUGCCGUUGCUUGGAUACCUUCCCCAGGAUCUGAUUGGUACAUCGUUAUUGACUUGCAUUCACCCGGACGACAGACCCCUCAUGCUGUCCAUGCACCGGAAAGUGUUGAAGUAUGCCGGCCAGUCUCCGUUCGAGCACUAUCCAGUCCGCCUGCGCUGUCAGAACGGAGACCACAUCACCUUGGAUACCAGCUGGUCCAGCUUUAUCAACCCUUGGAGCCGCAAGGUGGCAUUCAUCAUUGGACGGCACAAAGUCAGGACGAGUCCGCUGAAUGAGGAUGUGUUUGCUGCUCCUACUAAAGAGGAUGUCCCCGUCAACCAUGAGGAGAUUAAAGAUCUACAAGCAAAGAUCUAUAAACUAUUCCUGCAGCCGGUCCACAACAAUGGUUCCAGUGGUUACGGCAGUCUGGGGAGUAACGGCUCUCACGAGCACUACAUCAGCAUAGCUUCUUCAAGUGACAGCAAUGGGAACCUGUGGGAGGACUCGCGCCGGGAACCGGUGACUUUGCACCAGAUCUGUGCUGAUGUAAAACGAGUCAAGAGUUGGCGCCAGCACGCUUAUCUGGGUUACAAUCACAAAAAUGCUCUUCUUGGGAAACGAGCCACAGCACGUCUGCCCCCUGCUGUUUCCAGCCCUGAGGUUGGGGAUCACGAGCAAAGCAGGAAGCAAACAUACAUUCCCUCCUAUCAGCAGAUAAACUGUGUGGACAAUAUCAUCAGAUAUUUGGAGAGCUGUACAGGCCCAGCCCUCAAGAGGAAGAGUGACUCUCAUUCCUUCUCUUCCUCAUCCUCUACCUCAGAAGACAACAAGCCUGCUGAAGCCACCGACACCGCUCGGGCCCGCUCGGAUGUGGUUUUGGACAGUGCGGCCUCAGGCACUCCGACAUCAGCUGCAGUUGUUGGAACACCUCUGACAGACAUCACAAUGUCUACUAAGGCCAUGAGUGUAGUCUCUGUCACCAGCCAUUGUUCGUACAGCAGCACCAUCGUCCAUGUGCCACAGCCUGAAUCAGAGGCUACAGCACUGGAGGACACCCCAAUGGGCAGUGAGCCAGCUGAUGCUGCUCCGACCUCUGUCCGGCCCGCCUCGAGCCCCGCCACAGAGGAACCAAUGUUAAUAGGUCUCACCAAGGAGGUGCUGUCAGCUCACACCCAGAAGCAGGAGCAAGAGUAUGUGGAUCGAUUUCAUCAUCGUAUCCUGCAGAGCCCCUACAGCUCCUAUCUUCAGCUGGACAACGGCUCCAUGGCUCACUCCCACCAGCCAGGAGACUACCCACCUCCAUUGAGCGCUGGAGGGAUGAACCGCCCUCGGAGGGGGAAGCCCAGACACAAGCACCACAAACCCCAGGGAUCCUCAGACAGCUACGCUUCCCUAGCUGGCCCUCCUCGUCGGGUCCCAAACUCCUCCUGGCCCUAUUCAGAGUCCUCCCAGCCCAAGAUAGGGGCACUCUACAGCCAAACAUCCCCUCUCCAGGCGCAAUAUUUCCCCAUGAUUACCCAGCCUGGUCCGGGGCAAAUUACCAGACUACAGCAGCUGUCUGGAGGAACCCCCAUGGUGCUGCAGCCUCCGGACCAAACCCAGCUCUGCUUCAACAUCAUGCAGGCUGCUCAGAGCCUGCCGGGCAGUCAACCAUUCCAGAUGGAUCAUUUCCAUAACCUGCACAAUAUUCCCAACUUUCCCAACAUGCAGCCCAUGGCUCCAGCACUGGGCGUCAACCCGUACAUUACUCCGGUCAUGGCUGUCAUCUUGCCCAGUUACCCACCAUUCACUCCAGGGUACCCCCUGUCCACUUCUACUUUGCUGCCUCAUGCACCCAUCACCAUGGCAGGCUUUGCUCUUGGUAACAUCCCGCUCCCUCAGCCCCCGUUCCAGGCCCAGCCAGGUCCCCUCACUCAGACCAGCCUCAGCCCUCUGCUUUUGUCACCCAGAGCCAGCUCCUCUGUCGGGGAGGAGGAGGAGGUGGCUGGGCCUCAAGCUUUAUUCUCCAGUUCUCGCUCCAGUUCUCCACUGCAGCUGAACUUGCUGCAGGAGGAGCUGCCAAAGCCGAAUGAAGGGCAGAGCAGUACCGGGCUCAACCAUGCAGAAAGCCUCUGCCAACAGGAUGCCAACCAGGGUGAUAACCCCAGUGGGUCAGGGAACCAUGAUGCCCAGUUAACAUCCAGUGAGCUGCUCGACCUGCUGAUGCAGGAGGAUGCCAGGUCUGGGACCGGCUCCAACGCCUCUGGGUCUGGAGAGUCCAGAGGCUCCCUGGGAUCUGGAUCUGGCUCCAAUGGAACCUCCACCUCACAAACUGGCAGCAGCAACAGUAGCAAAUACUUUGCCAGCAACGAUUCAUCGGACACAUCCCGAAAAGCCUGUAAGAGCCAGGAGGCACCGGCAGAGCAGCAGUGCAGCUUUGACAGUCGGGCGGAGAACUCUCUGUGGGGAAUGAUCCAGCACACACCUGAGCGGGUCAUGAUGACGUACCAGAUCCACAGCAGGGAUCAAAAUGAGGUGUUGGCGGAGGACAGGGAGAAGCUGAGGGUGCUUCAGCCCCUGCAGCCAUGGUUCAGCUCGGAGCAGAGACUGGAGCUGGCAGAAGUCCAUCCCUGUAUCCAACAGCACAUUAUCCCACAGGAGAUAGACACACAGGGUUGUGUGAGUUGCAACGCGGGACAAGGGGUCAAAGUGUCCCCUCCUCCUACUGCCAAUGAGAGCCCAUCCUCUCUGGAGAUCCCACAGCAGGACUCAAUCGUACCUGUACUGGACUCUUGAGGGAACCCCUAAAAAGUACCAACCAGCUCUGCCAGAAACCUUAAAAAACUCCCACCAUGCGCCUCCCGAACCAGAGGAGUCGACCCCUAUGCUUUAGUUUGAUGUUUACCAUGUAUUGUUAAGGCUUUAGAGACAGGAACAAUUUCUAAGGACCGGAGGAGAUAAAGGAGCUUUCCUCUCAGCAAGCCUAAUGUGACUGCCUUUAACGGACCAUAAAAAUGAUACCUCUCUCUUUGUAGUGUUCAUAGGCCCUUGUAGGGGUUAAGUUUGUAUUUAAAACUGAACAGAAAUCGGCACAAUGAACCACCUGACACUCAAUGGAGGAAGAUGUUUGUUGACCCUAAGCAUGAGCACUGUGUACACACAGACUCAGGUUGGAUGUGUGACAAAGACAAAGACAGUGCAGGCCCUGUUUGAGGGUCAGAGCACACAACAGACUCUUCUUCAGAGACAUAGAGUGCUGUACGGAUACCACUUCAACUGCACAGAAACGUACCAUGGUUGACCCAUGGUAGACAUUUUUGAUGGACACUUACACAAACACACAUGUUCUGCUCUGUUCAUAAUGUUCCUGUCCUAGUCCUGUUAAGUGAUUGUAUUUGAGAUGUUUGUCUAUUCCAUAGGGUGGAUUUUCUCAUGUCUAGAACAUCUGUUUUUAUGUUCGUCCAACUCAGAAACAACAUUAGGAGUUCAAAUUGAAUUUAUUGCUACAACACAAACUCAACCCGACGUCGUGUACCAGCACCCCACAGUUACUUCAACUUACCUUUAAUGUAAAGACACAGCUUUGAUCCAAAUGUCCUUAGAUCCGGGGUUUACUCACUGGAUUUAUUUCCUCUUUAGACUCUGUUUCUGUUGACUGGCUGUUUGUUUGUUUGUGUGUGAAAGAGAAAGACAGAGGGGAUUUAAAUGACCCAUUUAAAUGUUGUUGCUAAUUUUUUCAUACUGGCUUCAGAUUGCAAGUGUGUGAGGUUUGAUUGAGUGUGUGAGUGUGAGCGUGCAAUCGACGAUGCAGUUAUCCAAAAGCGCAAGACAGAACAGGGUUUUCUACCAUUUUUAGAUUGAAAGAAUAUUACAGUACAAAGUAUUUUAUAGAAAAAGGACACAAAACCAACUCCACAAAGAGUACAAAACCAACUCCACAAAGAGUUUAAAAACGCCAUUUGUCUUGAAUUCAGGGACUUUUGUUUGUGACACAAAAUAAUGAAUAAAUGAUGUCGUAACAUG
Molecule: messenger RNA, 5251 nt
Organism: Eleginops maclovinus (Patagonian blennie)
Lineage: Eukaryota; Metazoa; Chordata; Actinopteri; Perciformes; Eleginopidae
Gene: per3
Product: period circadian clock 3
Exons: 22
Coding region: 227-4024 (1265 amino acids)
Biological process (GO): circadian regulation of gene expression; negative regulation of transcription by RNA polymerase II; entrainment of circadian clock by photoperiod
Cellular component (GO): nucleus; cytoplasm
Molecular function (GO): transcription cis-regulatory region binding; transcription corepressor binding
Source: RefSeq, a predicted model, not a curated record